Molecule: messenger RNA, 732 nt
Organism: Sinocyclocheilus grahami
Lineage: Eukaryota; Metazoa; Chordata; Actinopteri; Cypriniformes; Cyprinidae
Gene: clrn1
Product: clarin 1
Exons: 3
Coding region: 1-687 (228 amino acids)
Biological process (GO): equilibrioception; sensory perception of sound
Source: RefSeq, a predicted model, not a curated record
AUGGCUAGCUGUCAAAAGCAAAUUAUAUUCUCUGUCGCUGGUGUGCUUUGCUUUGGUUGUGUUCUGGUCGUGGCUGCCACGAUGGGGACGCAGUUUUGGGUUCUGUGCAAGACGGGCGCGCAGAUCGUCAACGCGUCCGGAGCAGAGCUGGAGAAAUUCAUCGGAAGGACGAGCUAUGGACUUUUCCACGGCCAGGGCAUGAAACAGUGUGGUCUGGGAGACAGACCCUUUUAUUUCGCUUUUUUCCCUGACCUGAUGGACGUGGGUCCGGCCAGUCUCCAUGUGAGCGUGAUCUUCUUCUGCGCGGUGCUCAUCGUCUUCUCCUCAGUGUCCUGUGCUUUCUUCUUUUACAAUGCUUUCGGAAGCCCAUAUGAGACACUGCAUGGACCCCAGGGCCUUUACCUCUGGAACAUGAUAAGCUGUUUGUGCGCCUGCAUGGUCCUCAUCCUGUUCUCCUCGGAGGUGAAGCUGCACCACCUGACCGAGAUCAUCUUCAACUUCAACGAGGCCAGCUUCGUCUACAAGAUGCAAAACGAGAGGUACGACAGAUCCUUCUGGCUCGUCUUCCUCACCUUCCUCAUGCACAGCCUCAACAUCUUGCUCAUCCGCCUGGCCGGGAUCCAGUUCCCCUUUCAGGAGGCCAAAGAGUCUGAUGCGAGCACAGGAGCGGCGGAUCUCAUGUACUGACCAGCUCUUUUGUUCUACUUCCUCCCCUGCACACGACAUCCUACC